This is a messenger RNA of Tetrahymena thermophila SB210, 843 nucleotides long. RefSeq names its product arylamine N-acetyltransferase. NCBI's taxonomy places the organism in Eukaryota, Ciliophora, Oligohymenophorea, Hymenostomatida, Tetrahymenidae. The record is from RefSeq and is a predicted model, not a curated record. The transcript has a single exon. Gene Ontology annotation, molecular function: acetyltransferase activity.
AUGAAGUUUUUAACAUAAGAAGAAGUGACAAAACUCUAUUCCCUUAUAUAAUUAGAACCUUUAAAGGAAAAUUAAUGCAAAUUAUAGUUUCUGUAAACAGCUAUAGCAAAAUAUUAAGAGCAUAUUCCAUUUUAGAAUAUAUUUCUUUUAUCGACUCCAGUUGACCAAAGAAGACCUUUAACUUUUGAUGAAAUUAAAAACUUAGUUUUAAGUGGCCAAGGAGGAUUUUGUCAAGUAAUGAAUGUCUUUUUUAAUAGUUUCUUAUAAACUCUAGGGUACGAAUCAUAUAUAUUAAAUAGCUCAUAUGCUAAAAUACCUGAUAACCAUGUAGUAAUAUUGGUUAAAAAUGUACUAAAUUAAGGUGAUUCGUAUUUAGUUGACGUUGGAUCUGGAUAUUUUUAAUACGCUAUUGAUUUAAAUUUCGAAGAUAAAAGCCCUGUAUACAAUUUUCUUUACACUAAGUGCUUCCUGUAAUGGGAUUAAAAUAAAAAAGAUAUAAUUUUAUAUCAUAUAAAUAGAAAUGAUGAAUCUAAUCAUAUCUAUUCAUUUAAUUUGACACCUAUUAAAGAAUUUCACAAUCUUUCAUUCCAAAAUCAUAUUUACACAAAUCCUAAUGUUACUCCGUUUCAUAAUAUUUUGAGGAUUUUAAGGUUCCCUUAAAGUGGAGCCAUUUGUAUAGUUGAUAAAGCUCUAUUAAAAGAAAAUGAUCAGCAUAGAUUAAAACCUGAAAUUAGUUAAUUUAUUGAUGACGAAGAAUAUUUAAACACAGUUAAGUAACAUUUCAAAAAUUUAGAUCUUAAUUAAUGCUAAAUAGCAUAUAAUUCGUUAUUCAAAAACAUCUGA